AUGGGCGUCCUACAAUUCUUGAAGUCCCGUUCGGGGUUCCGGGUCGACAAUAGCAAAACCACUUCUGCAGCUACGCUUACUUUACGCCAGAGCAUAUGGCCCUUGACCCUCGUUACUAUUCUCUUCUUCCUAUGGGGAUUUGCCUACGGGUUGCUGGAUACUCUCAAUAAACAUUUUCAAGAGACACUACAUAUUACUCGGGUCCGGUCAUCUGGACUCCAGGCUGCUUAUUUCGGUGCCUACCCGCUUGCUUCGCUGGGCUACGCGAACUACCUUCUUCGGCACUUCGGUUACAAGACAGUGUUCAUCUUUGGCCUAGUACUUUAUGGCAUUGGAGCUCUUUGCAUGUGGCCCGCCGGGUUGAAUCAGUCGUUUGGAGGGUUUUGCGCCGCGACGUUCGUCAUCGGCUCGGGAUUGGGGUCGCUCGAGUCUGCGGCCAAUCCCUUCAUCACCGUCUGCGGACCGCCCAAGUACUCCGAGAUCCGAAUCAACCUUGCUCAGGCGUUCAACGGCAUCGGCACAUGCGUGGCCCCAGCACUGGCCUCCUACGUCUUCUUUACUUCUACCGAAGAUGACGUGAAUGCCCUCAAGCGUGUUCAAUGGGUGUACCUCGCCAUCGGGAUCUUCGUCUUUGUUCUCGCUGCCGUAUUCUUCGUCUCGGAAAUCCCCGAAGUCACCGAUGAAGAUAUGGCCUUCCAGGUCUCCGAGACGCAUGUGAACGAGCAGGAAAAGUCAUUCUGGAAGCAAUAUAAGCUGUUCCAUGCGACCCUGGCUCAAUUCACCUACACGGGUGCUCAAGUUGCCAUCGCCGGGUAUUUCAUUAACUACGUCACGGAAACCUGGCCUGGCACCUCGAGCUCUACGGGCUCGAAAUAUCUCGCCGGGGCCCAAGGGGCCUUCGCUGUCGGCCGUUUUAUCGGAGCGAUCAUCAUGAAAUAUAUCAAGGCUCGUUGGGUCUUCCUGGUCUAUCUCUCUUGCACAGUCGCAUUCAUCGCGGCGUCUACGACCCAAACGAAACAAAGCGGCUUAGCGAUGCUCUUCCUCACCCUCUUCUUCGAGUCCGUCUGCUUCCCCACCAUCGUUGCCCUCGGCAUUCGCGGUCUUGGUCGCCACUAUAAGCGCGGCUCGGGCUUCAUCGUCGGUGGUGUCUGCGGUGGAGCUGUCGUUCCGCCGGUCCUCGGCCAUGUCGCCGAUAUGCGCAAUAGUACCGGGUUCGCCAUGAUUGUCCCGACCAUGUUCAUGGUUGUUGCGUGGACCUAUGCCGUGGCUGUCAAUUUUGUCCCCACGUACAAGGAAACCGUCGACCAAGUCGGUUCGAGCACCAUCGGAUUAAGAGAGGGAGAUGGUGCUGGUGCCAAGGGGCAAGAUGUCGAAGUGGGAGUCACCGAGGACCCCGAAAAGCCUCGGGAGGUACACAUCGAGAGGUGA
Aspergillus melleus is the source of this 1428-nucleotide messenger RNA. Its product is annotated as putative l-fucose permease. The record is from RefSeq and is a predicted model, not a curated record. Bases 1 to 1428 code for a protein of 475 amino acids. The transcript has 6 exons. Lineage: Eukaryota; Fungi; Ascomycota; Eurotiomycetes; Eurotiales; Aspergillaceae. Gene Ontology annotation, biological process: transmembrane transport. Gene Ontology annotation, molecular function: transmembrane transporter activity.